AUGGACGUCGCCAAGGCCGCAGAGGCGGACGCCGAGAAGAUCGCCGCCGAGGAGGCCGCCAAGGGCGCAGCUGAGGGCGGCGCCAAGGGGCCUACCGGGGAGGCCGGCAAGGCUGCCGCUGAAGAGACCGGCAAGAGGCCUGCCGGAGAGGCCGGAGGGGCCGCUGCCGAGGAGGAGGAGGUGCCGGUGGAGGAGGGCAAGGUGGAGAGCGGGAAGACCAGGGGUGGCCUUUGUUCCGAAGGUAAACUAGACACCGAGUCUGGAGAAAUCGACGUAUCUUUGCCCGAAGACAAAGGCGAAGGAGAAGCAAGCAUCCUUUCUCCAUAUAGGAAGAAAAGGGCCGCCUCUGGAGGUUGGGAGGAACAGGCUCCCAAGAGGGGCAAGAUGCCAUCGUCGGGCGGCUCGGGAUUGGAAGGCGACGCCGUUGCACAGCUCCGCCGCGAGGACAAGCCUCCGACCAAAUCGUAA
Molecule: messenger RNA, 468 nt
Organism: Aegilops tauschii subsp. strangulata
Lineage: Eukaryota; Viridiplantae; Streptophyta; Magnoliopsida; Poales; Poaceae
Source: RefSeq, a predicted model, not a curated record